UUUCUCCACAGUGAGGGGACGUCAUAAGUAAUGCAUUCUUUCUCUCUCUCUCUUUCAUUGAGUUGAUAAGUGCUAGAAGAGCCAACGCAAACGUGUGCAUUUUCAGUUUACACCAUGGAGGAGGACGCGGGACAGUCUAUCCCAUUCAAGUACCCCGCCUCUGACUUCUUGUUGACUGUCGGAGGUAUGUUUCUUUUCCUCCUGGAUGUGGUGCUAGACGUGUGGGCGGUGGUGACGUUUUAUCAACAAGAGGCUUACGUGUUCAUGGGACUGCUGGUGUUCCUACUAAUGGGCUCCUCAGCCCUGGUCCAGGCUUUCAGCUGGCUGUGGUACCACUAUGACAAGGACGGGACUGAGACCAGGACAGAGAGCCUUGUGAAGAGCCUUCACUCACUCAAGAUCCUUCAUGUGUUCCAGAUGGGCGUCUACCUCAGAUAUGCUGGUCUGGUGAGGAUCUCUAUAUGUGGCUUCUGCUGUAGAAAGCGUUACAUGGAGGGCAACGCCGUGUAUUUGACACAUGACCUUAGCCUGCUGCGCCUCAUCGAGACCUUCUCUGAGAGCGCGCCACAGCUUGUCCUCAUGAUUACCAUCAUCAUCCAGAGGGGAGAGGUGGAGCCCAUUACAAUCUUGAAGGCGCUUGGUUCAGUGUCUGCCAUCGCCGUCAGCGUGACCAUGUAUCACCGCUCCCUGCGUUCCUUUCUCCCAGACAAGACCAAGCAGGGCUGGAGCUCCUCAGUGGUCUACUUCAUGUGGAACCUGCUCCUGAUUGGUCCACGUGUGGCAGCAGUCGCCCUCUUCACCUCGGUCUUCCCCUGCUUCAUCGCUGCCCACUUCCUGUCUUCCUGGAUGGUUCUAUUUUUCGUCGCCUGGCAACUGAAGACAGACUUCAUGGACAGCGGCGGUGGAGAAUGGCUCUACCGGGCCACCGUAGGUCUCAUCUGGUACUUCAGCUGGUUCAACAUAGUGGAGGGGCACACCAGGCAGCGGAGCAUCAUCUACCACACCUGGAUAGGAGUGGAUAUUGGGAUGCUUUGUGGUUUUUGGGUGUGGCAGAUGAUAAAGAACCCUCCAUAUUUUGAACUGCCAUUAGAUUCCUAUGUCAUCUUUGUCAUUAUGAUCUCACUCUACAUAGCUGGGCUCUGUCUCAAGGUGAUAUACUACAAGUUCUGUCACCCAAAGAUUACAAAGCUGGGAGAAGUUGAGUGUCGCCUCGAGCCGAUGUCGGAGUCGGUGGGGCUCCCCCCAUAUGGGUUAGAUGUUGUUGACUCUAGGUUAAUGGGUCAUACAGAGCGUCCGGAACCGUCCGUCAGGGUCAAUAAAAGGAUGAGGAAUUUAGCUGAUAACUUUUACUCUUAAUCCGGAUUAUCAGAUGCCUCCUACACAUUAAGACUGUAUGGGCUUGUUCAACAUUGCAGCCGACAACCCAGCCUGGCAACUGCCAACUGACUGAUCUACAAAUUACCUUGGAUCAUAAAUAACUACUCAUUAUUUGUAGAUCAGUCACAAUUGAAACACACAAUGUUUAAAUUAAACACACCUUGUACUUGUUUGAUGAAUUAAGGUCAGUAAUUAGUAAGGAUCUCCCCUCACCUGGUUGUCUAGGUCUUAAUUGAAAGGACCCACACUCGACCCUCCGUGGAAUGAGUUUUACACCCCUGCCCUACUUAAAUGAACUAUAGCUUGACGAGCUUGAGAAAUGUUGACGCUUUCAUUAAAAUGACUGGAAUGAUUUGUUCUAUGAACGACAAGGAUGGCGAUACUAGACAGUUCUGUUUGGCACAGUGCAUUUCUAAUAGGUAAGGUAAACAUUACAGUAGUGUUUAUAGUGGUCAUGGACUUGUCUUAUUAAUGUGAUCUCGUGAGUACAGCUAAUCGGGGUUACUUAUUGACAGUGGUGGAAAAAGUACUAAAUUGUCAUACUUUAGUAAACGUAAAGAUACCUUAAUAGAAAAUGACUCAAGUAAAAGUGAGUCAG
Salvelinus namaycush (lake trout) is the source of this 1975-nucleotide messenger RNA. RefSeq names its product XK-related protein 8-like. Gene Ontology annotation, cellular component: plasma membrane. NCBI's taxonomy places the organism in Eukaryota, Metazoa, Chordata, Actinopteri, Salmoniformes, Salmonidae. The coding region runs from base 115 to 1356 and encodes 413 amino acids. Gene Ontology annotation, biological process: apoptotic process involved in development; phosphatidylserine exposure on apoptotic cell surface; engulfment of apoptotic cell. The record is from RefSeq and is a predicted model, not a curated record. The transcript has 3 exons.